AUGGAUCUCCUCAGCUUUCCUGGACGGCAGCGCCUGACGGACCUUUGCCUUGAGUUCGAGUUGUUAGGGAUGGCUUUCUUCGUUCUCGUGGCAGUUUUCGGCGCGGUGCUAUACCGGAUUUGUGGGACAAGCUGGGCCAACAAGAUCACUUCCCACCCAUAUGUGCGAUUCGCAUAUGCCUGUAUGAUCAAGCCACAUGAAAAAAAGGCCGACGGCGGGCAACAGACGGCGCUGGAGAGCUUCUACUCCUCUCAGGCAAGUGUCUACGACGCCACUAGAAAGCGUCUGCUUCAAGGGAGGGAGGAUAUGUUGGCAAUCCUUGCCGCCGAGCUACAGUCGAGGGCGCAAUCAAAGCCGGGCCGUAAGCCGGUAUGGUACGAUGUGGGCGGAGGAACCGGCUACAACAUCGAAGUCAUGGACAAGUUGGUGGGGAUUGAGGGUUUCUUUGAGCAUGUGUUCCUCAUCGACCUAUCCACUUCGCUCUGCAAGGUAGCCAAUGACCGAGUCCGCGCACAUGGCUGGAAGAAUGUCACCGUCUUAUGCCAGGAUGCCCGUCAACUAGCUUGUACGCCCUCUUCGGCAGAUCUCAUCACGAUGAGCUACAGUUUGUCAAUGAUCCCCGACUUUUACAGCGUGGUGGACUUGAUUUCAGGCUUCCUAGCCCCGACUGGCCUUGUCGGAAUCUGCGAUUUCUAUGUCCAAAGCAUUGUCGACAUAUCUUCGCGAAACUACGUCGGGGGAACUUUCAAUCGGCACGUCAACUGGUUUGGGCGGAUGUUUUGGCGGACUUGGUUUGAUGCCGAUCGAGUCAAUCUCGAUGGCGGUCGACGGGACUACGUGGAAUAUCGAUUCGGCACUAUCCUGUCGGCAAGCGAGCGAAACUAUUCCCUGGGCGGCAUUCCAUAUUAUAUUUUUGUUGGAUGCAGACGUGAUGCUGAUAUGUACGCCGAGCGCGGCGAGGAGGUUCUUGCGAAACUUGAUGCCGCCCUGACCGAAUCCCCCUACCUAUCGCCCAUGAAAUUCCGGGAGCAACGAACGUUGGAUGCUGAGCACAACGUGCCUCAUUCCAAAUCAUACGAAUCGGCAAUUGUGAACCUUACCUCCAACCUGCCCUUGCCGGCAACCUUUUACCAACAACAUCAUUGGAGAAUACACUACAAUGACCUACUCAGCAAGCACCAACAGUUUGGCAACGAGUACAUUUACGCAUUCAACUGGGAGGAUCCUAAGGUCGACCGCCAGCUUCUGAACAUCAACAAAGACGACGUUAUCCUCACCAUCACCAGUGCUGGAGACAAUAUCCUUGAUUACCUUCUAGAGAAGCCGAGACGGAUACAUGCAGUCGACCUGAAUCCUAAUCAGAAUCAUCUUCUUGAACUCAAAGUUGCCGCUUUCACCGCAUUGCCUUACAGUGACGUUUGGCAGUUGUUUGGCGAGGGCACACAUCGCGAUUUCCGCAAUCUCCUUCUCACAAAGUUGAGCCCGCACAUGUCGAGCCAGGCAUUCCAGUACUGGCUUAACCGAGCUCAGAUCUUCAGCUCACCCGGCGGGCUUUACGCCACAGGCGGGUCCCGACAUGCAAUCAAACUGGUUCGGCGGCUGACCAAGUUGUUUGGAUUGACAUCCAAGGUCCAAACGAUGUGUAAAGUGGACACAUUGAACGAGCAGAGAGAGAUCUGGCCCUCCAUAAGACGGGUUCUAUUGAGUUGGCCGUUACACCGAGCCGUUGUGUCGACAGAAUGGUGGGCUUGGAAGGCUGCGGGUGUGCCCGCUGCCCAACAUGCGCUUAUUGUGGAUGACUAUUGUCAACGCAUGAAGCUGCCGAAAACGAAGAAAACGAGUGGUGAAGCCAUUUGGCAGUACGUCAUUGACACGUUAGAUCCCGUGGUCGAAACAACGCAGCUGAGCCGGGACAACUAUUUCUACUAUGUCUGUCUGCAAGGAAAGUAUUCGAAGCGAUGUCAUCCGCGUUACCUUGGACCCAAGGCACAUACGACUCUUUCGAAGCCCGGUACCUUUGAUGGCCUGCGGAUACAUACAGAUGAGUUCAUGGAAGUGAUUGCGCGGAUUAGUCCGUCCACGUUGACCAUUGCCAUUCUCAUGGACUCCAUGGAUUGGUUCAACCCUGCCGAAUCUGCCGCAAAGGAACAGAUUGUCGCUCUCAACAAGGUACUCAAGGUGGGCGGGCGCGUGCUGUUCCGCUCGGCCGCUCUACGUCCGUGGUACACCGACAUUUUCGAACAAAAUGGAUUCGAGGCAAAUUGCGUCGGGCGGAGGGAUUCAGGGAAGUGUAUCGAUCGGUAG
Exophiala dermatitidis NIH/UT8656 is the source of this 2304-nucleotide messenger RNA. RefSeq lists its product as uncharacterized. Bases 1 to 2304 code for a protein of 767 amino acids. NCBI's taxonomy places the organism in Eukaryota, Fungi, Ascomycota, Eurotiomycetes, Chaetothyriales, Herpotrichiellaceae. The record is from RefSeq and is a predicted model, not a curated record. The transcript is spliced from 4 exons.